Syngnathus acus (greater pipefish) is the source of this 1380-nucleotide messenger RNA. RefSeq names its product uracil phosphoribosyltransferase (FUR1) homolog (S. cerevisiae) (gene uprt). The coding region runs from base 272 to 1048 and encodes 258 amino acids. NCBI's taxonomy places the organism in Eukaryota, Metazoa, Chordata, Actinopteri, Syngnathiformes, Syngnathidae. The record is from RefSeq and is a predicted model, not a curated record. The transcript is spliced from 8 exons.
CGUGCGCGCGCCGGCUACGUCAUUUCCGUUUAGGUCAUCGCCUGUCACUAGUGUCAAAGCUAGCAGGCGUGUUAUUGCUACACACCGUGAUUUUAAACAUUAACGCAGGACAAACCUGACUUUUUAAACGACGUGGUUGAUAGUUUAAACGUUGUUGAAUGUGUCGCUGAAGUGUGGCCGGAUGCGACAGUUGGAUUAACUUGGGAAUUUCUCUUUUCGAAAACACUAGCCGCGCGGCUAAAGAGAACCGCCGCCCGCCCCCUCACUCAGGAUGCCAUGCCACAAUCAGCAAAUGAGCAAUGUAAACACCGGCCAGGAGCACCCAAUGAAGCAAGUACGCUUUGCCACCAACACCAGCGGCAAUGUGGCCGCUGUGUUGGCCACUCACGAGGCAGGUGUUGCUAGCAGCAGGCAGCCCGUAAACCAGGAUUCACCGGGACCCCAACUCAAACUACUUCCUCUCAAUGACCAGAUACGAGAAUUACAGACUAUUAUUAGAGACAAGACGACCAGCAGAGGGGAUUUUGUGUUCUGUGCUGAUCGACUGAUUAGACUUGUGGUCGAAGAAGGCCUGAAUCAACUACCUUACUCCGAGUGUACUGUGACAACACCAACAGGAUAUAAGUACGAAGGAGUCAAAUUUGAGAGAGGCAACUGCGGCGUUAGCAUUAUGAGGAGUGGUGAGGCUAUGGAGCAAGGGCUGCGGGACUGCUGCCGCUCCAUUCGCAUCGGCAAAAUCCUCAUCCAAAGUGAUGAGGAGACCCAAAGAGCCAAGGUCUACUACGCCAAGUUCCCACCGGAUAUUUACAGAAGAAAAGUGCUGCUCAUGUAUCCCAUCCUCAGUACUGGGAACACGGUGAUUGAAGCAGUGAAGGUGCUGAUCGAGCACGGGGUCCAGCCCGGGCAUAUUAUCCUCCUCAGCCUCUUCUCCACACCUCACGGGGCCAAAUCAAUAAUCCAGGAGUUCCCAGACAUCACCAUACUGGCAACAGAAGUUCACCCGGUGGCACCAACACAUUUUGGGCAAAGGUACUUUGGCACCGAUUAAAUCCAGGACAAACGGGGCAACAGAAGUUUGUAAUUGUUUUUGUCAGUUUUAUUUAAACAAACAACAAAAUAUUGUUGUGCCAAAUACUAAAAGAAACUAUUUAUUUUAUUGAUUUCUUUUCGCUAUUUGUCAUAUGGAUACAAACAAUGCAGAGCCAUAGAGAUCAUUUUAUUUUGCAUGUUGCAAGUGGUGAUUUAAAAAGAUUUAUAUUUGUUAUCAGAAAGACCACCAAAUGGAAAAGAACGGUGUUUACUGGCAAAGAGGAAUGACACAAUCACAUAUAGUACGCCAAAGACCUCCACGUGAGCUUUGAAAAAAUAGACUGUCUGGUC